Messenger RNA from Macrobrachium nipponense, 669 nucleotides. RefSeq names its product coiled-coil domain-containing protein 102A-like. NCBI's taxonomy places the organism in Eukaryota, Metazoa, Arthropoda, Malacostraca, Decapoda, Palaemonidae. Bases 1 to 669 code for a protein of 222 amino acids. The record is from RefSeq and is a predicted model, not a curated record. The transcript has a single exon.
AUGGAAGAACACAUCAGACAACUCGAACGACUAAUCAAAGAAAAGGAAAGAAAGAUCAGUUCAAUGUCCGAAGAGAUGCAGAAGCUGAAAAGCGAAAUGAUUCAAAAGGCGAAGGUCGCAGAUGUCCAAAGGAAGGAAAACGAGGAGAGAGACCAGAUGCUAAUUAUUUUGGAAAACACGGUCUCAGUGCUCUCGAUGGAGAAGGACACUUUGCAUCGAAAUCUACAGCAAAACGAUAAAAGCCGAGACGAAAUGCAAAUAAAAAUGAACAAGCUGAAUCAGGACCUGGAAGGACUUCGAAAAGAGAAUGGAAGGAAAGAAAAGAACAUAGAAAAGCUGAAGAGGGAGAACGAGAACAAGACCUUGAAGAUGAAAGGUUUAGAGGACGAGUUACAAGUCCUCACCAUUCAGACACAGAUGGCCCACGAAAAUUUGAAAGAGCUCGACCAAUGUAAAAGAGAAUUAGCUGAGAAAAACAAGGAACUGGAAAAGCUGAGAAAACAGAACAUGCAGAAGGAUAGCGAGAUCCUUCGCCUGGAAAAUGAAUGCAUCCAUAAACAAUUGGAAGUCAGCGGUUUACUGAAAGAAUCUAAAUCUGUUGUAGCAGAAACAAAACCGACGGCAAAUGGAAAGAUGAAUGACCUGAUUAGGAGGAUAGUUUCAACUUGA